Messenger RNA from Juglans microcarpa x Juglans regia, 2315 nucleotides. Its product is annotated as probable glycosyltransferase At3g07620. Lineage: Eukaryota; Viridiplantae; Streptophyta; Magnoliopsida; Fagales; Juglandaceae. Gene Ontology annotation, molecular function: glycosyltransferase activity. The record is from RefSeq and is a predicted model, not a curated record. The transcript is spliced from 5 exons. The coding region runs from base 243 to 2111 and encodes 622 amino acids.
UUAAAGUUUCAUUGUUUGACUAUCUGAAGUUUCUUAAACAGCUUUUGGGGAUUUCGGUAGAUUAGCUCCACCAGGUGACCGACAGUGCUCCAAAUGCUUCAGAGAUACGUUUUUGGGAGAGCCUCCACAAUCACAGUGCUUAACUUAACAUUUCGGGGUCAAAACUUGGUGAUGCAUAUCUGAUCUUUCAGCUAUCUAAAUGUACUCAAAAUAGCUGGUUGACUGCUGCCAUUCUUUAUGACAUGGAUAUUGCUGUCCUAGCCCAGAGGUUUUGUCACACAGCAAUCUGGAGAUUGCUGGUGAUCAUUGGCAUGGUAGUUGCUGUUUUAAUUGUUACUCAGGCUUUUGAACUACCCUAUUGGAAAACACUUCCUUUAUCUCCUCCUAGUAAGGGUUCAACAGCUAUGGUGGCUCGCAAUGCCACACUUCCAAACAAUUCACCACCAACUAAACCCUUUGUUGCUAAUCUCAGGGUGGACAAUGAUACUUUUGCUUCUGAUUCUGACAAAGAAGCUGGGUAUGAGAAUCAGACCAAAGAAACAGAUAAACAAGAUGAUCCAGCUUCAUAUGAUGACAAGAAUCCUCACAAGGAGGUCAAAUUUGAGAAGGAUUACCCUAAAGCAGGCACAAAUUUGACAUUAAAUGACGUUCAAAAUCAAGAUGGUAUUUUGCCAAUUGAGUCACAAGGACUUUCUACGAAAGGCAUGGGAAACUUUCAUGCGGAUUCAAGGAUUUCAUUCAUUGCUGAAAAUGCGUCUUCAGUAAGCAAUGCCAAACAAACCAUGAAAACGAAGCCCACGGAUAAGAAGACUAAGCCGCUGCAAGAAGUUUCCGUCACCUUGAACAAUAAAUUUACCAUUGUAAGCAUUUCCAAUCCAAUAUUGAAGAGGUUGCGCAAGCAGCCAAUAUCCAUAUCCCAGAUGAAUUCCAUGUUGCUCAACAGUCCUGUACCUUCUCGUCACAUGAGGCCAAGGUGGUCUUCUGUACGUGAUCGUGAACUCGUAUCUGCAAAACUGCAGAUUGAGAAUUCUCCUUUGAGGAGGAACAUUUCUGGGCUUUAUGCUUCUGUUUUUCGAAAUGUAUCCAUGUUUAUAAGGAGUUAUGAAUUGAUGGAACAUACACUCAAAAUCUACAUAUAUAGGGAAGGAGAAAAGCCCAUAUAUCAUCAGCCAGUGCUGAAAGGAAUUUAUGCCUCAGAAGGAUGGUUUAUGAAACUAAUGGAGGGAAACAAGAAAUUUGCUGUGAGGGACCCUAAAAAAGCUCACUUGUUUUAUUUACCCUUCAGUUCACAAAUGCUAAGGAUUGAACUUUCUGCAAAAAACAUUCAGAGUAAGAAGGAUCUGGAGAAAUAUUUGAAGAGAUAUGUGGAACUAAUUGCAGGAAAAUAUCGUUUCUGGAAUAGAACCCGUGGGGCAGAUCAUUUUCUAGUUGCUUGUCAUGAUUGGGCCUCCCGAGUCACAACGCAGCUUAUGGGGAAUUGCAUCAGAUCUCUUUGCAAUGCCAAUGUUGCUAAUGGGUUUAAAAUAGGGAAGGACACUACUCUACCAGUAACAUAUAUACGAUCUGUGGAGGACCCUCUAAAAGAUAUGGGAGGAAGACCUCCUUCACGAAGACAUAUUCUUGCCUUCUUUGCCGGGAGCAUGCAUGGUUAUGUUCGACCAAUUCUGCUACAGUACUGGGAAAAUAAAGAGCCCGACAUGAAAAUCUUUGGUCCAAUGCCACGCGAUAUUGAAGGCAAAAAAAUCUACAGGGAGUAUAUGAAGAACAGCAAGUACUGCAUCUGUGCCAGGGGUUAUGAGGUUCAUACGCCUCGAGUGGUUGAAGCCAUUUCCUAUGAAUGUGUCCCAGUCAUCAUCUCAGAUAACUAUGUGCCUCCUUUCUUUGAGGUAUUGAACUGGGAAGCAUUUUCCGUGUUUAUUCAAGAGAAAGAUAUUCCAAAUUUAAGAAAAAUUCUGCUGUCAAUCCCGGAAGAGAAGUAUCUUGCCAUGCAGUCGAGAGUAAAGAUGGUACAAAGGCAUUUCCUUUGGCACAAAAACCCUGUGCGAUAUGACUUAUAUCACAUGGUCCUUCACUCAAUAUGGUACAACAGACUUCUCCAGAUCAAAGUGUAACAGGAGCAUCAAACUUUGUCAACAGUUCAUGGGGUAUCCAGCCGCCAAAAAAAAAAAAAAGGAAACACGGCAUGUCAUUGUAAUCAAAAUGAAGCUGUAGAUAUUGAAAAAUGAACCAUUUUGGUCGACUAGCGUUUUUUUAGCUGCAUAAUAUAGCAUGUUAAUAUUUUAUGCAAGGAUGUUAACAUGCUAUGGCUCCCUUGC